Messenger RNA from Nematostella vectensis (starlet sea anemone), 1906 nucleotides. Its product is annotated as solute carrier family 25 member 36. Gene Ontology annotation, molecular function: pyrimidine nucleotide transmembrane transporter activity. Gene Ontology annotation, cellular component: mitochondrion. Gene Ontology annotation, biological process: pyrimidine nucleotide import into mitochondrion. The transcript has a single exon. NCBI's taxonomy places the organism in Eukaryota, Metazoa, Cnidaria, Anthozoa, Actiniaria, Edwardsiidae. The coding region runs from base 232 to 1215 and encodes 327 amino acids. The record is from RefSeq and is a predicted model, not a curated record.
UACAAAACCCGUAAAGCAAUGUUAAAACUUUCACAAUCGGAGAAAAUGGAAGUUGUAGUGGAUGAAGAUAGCGAGACCUCUGGACAUUCUUAUGUAAGUUAAGAGGUCCAGAAAGAGAAAUAACACCUUCAUGAAUCUUUACGAGGGACGUGGAAAUCUAAAGCAAAGUUUUCUGAUCGGGAAUACAGCCACACUGGCUUGAAAAUCCGAAGACAAGACGACAACUACAACAUGUCGGAACAAACACACGCAAUGAUAGUUCAUCUAGUUGCUGGAGGACUCGGUGGCUCUAUGGGAGCAUUAGCCACUAUUCCUUUAGAGGUUAUUCAAACAAGGCUCCAGUCAUCGGCCUUUCGAUCGCAGAGAGUUCGUGUGAACAUCUCGUCGGCCGUUUCUACCUCCGCUGGCGUUGGAACGGGGACUGUGAACUUUAGCACACGUACCACGACCGUAAACAAGUUCAGCGGAAUCGUCCCUUACGCUCGAUACAUGGUAAAGAAUGAAGGAAUACAGUCGUUAUUUAAGGGUCUCGGAACAACGCUAUUAGGGGUAACCCCGUCCAGGGCUAUUUAUUUCGCUAUUUAUUCCAAGUUAAAAGAUAUGUUGAACAAAUCUGGUGCUUUGGGCAAAGCCGAUGGUUCGCUUAUUCACAUGACUUCUUCAGCCAUCGCAGCUUUUAUUAAUCAUACCGUUACCAACCCACUGUGGUUCAUUAAAACUCGCCUACAACUAGAAAACCAAGGAGGAACAAGGGCCUCUGCCUUCAAGAUUGUUUCCAUGGCAUAUAAAGCCGAGGGAAUUCGAGCGUUCUAUCGGGGACUAACCGCAUCGUACGUUGGCAUAUCAGAAACAGUCGUUCACUUUACCAUCUACGAACGCCUCAAGGCCGAACUUUUGAAACUUCACUACAAGAGUAGGCGCGAUUUCCACGUUGUGGAGUGUAUGCUUGCCGCUGGAAUUUCCAAGUGUAUUGCAACAUCGCUUUGUUAUCCGCAUGAGGUAGCAAGAACACGACUGCGACAACAAGAAAGCGAGUUUUUAGGCAGACAAAAGUACAGGUCGUUUUUCCAGACACUUGGAACUGUUUUGAGGGAAGAGGGUUGGCGAGGGUUAUAUGGGGGGCUAGGAACGCACGUAAUCCGACAAGUUCCUAAUACAGCUAUAAUGUUUUUUACUUAUGAAGGAGUAGUUUAUAUCUUGAGAGAUAAAAUGUAGGAUCCACCAUGUCUGGUAUGAGAGGUAAAAUUUAGGAUCCACCAUGUCUGGUACAAAAGUUUGCAGUUUUCAAACGUUUCAACUUUUAGGUGAGAGUGGAACCUUAGAAACCUAAUGAUUUAGGGUAUUUUCAGUAUUUUAAUAAAAAAAAUUAAAAGAAAGUACCCCAGUAAGAAUCAAGAUAGUCAAAGUUAGAAAUACAUUUAUGGAAGGUUGAGAACUUGGUUCUACCGAGUUGUGAAACUUCUGGACAGAGUGUUUGUUGCUGUGUAAGUCAUUGUUUGCAAACACUGUUAUUUCCAUAGCUUUAGGUUAUCUCCCAGCAAAAUUCUACCCCAGAGAAAGGCUCCAUUAGUUUCAGCACUAUGGAAGAAAUAUAGGUUAGUUAUUAGACUAGUUGAUCAGUGGUUAUUAUGGAUGUUGUUUCGUCUAGCAAAGGUGCUAGAAAACAUUAAUGGAUUUGAAAUAAGCACAAAUUAUAUGACCAAGUUAUACUUAGUCGAAGUAUUUCUGAUAAUUUUAUUGCAAUAAGGCAUUUAUAUUUAAAAGGUAAGCAAUAAAGGGCAGUUAUUUUUGUACAUAUGUAUUACAUAAGAACUGGAAUUUCCAAUGUACAGGCAAUUUGCAUAAUGACCAGGCUGCUUGCGUUAUAACAGUCUUGUCAGAGGUUUUAAUAAAUUUGCUAAAAUGA